UUCUCCACUCCCUGCGUUUCCUGAGCGUGGCCAUGUCAGAGCCUGGCCUGGGGGUCCCCCAGUAUGUGGCUGUGGGGUACCUGGACAGGACCCCCUUCCAGCGCUACGACAGCGAGCGGGGCCGGGCGGAACCGCAGACGCCGUGGAUGGCGGCCGGAGCCGAGCCGGGAUAUUGGGAUGGACAGACCCAGAUCCACAGGGGGAACCAGCACGUGGCCAUCACCAACGUGGAGACGCUGCGGGGCCGGUACAACCAGAGUGGGGGUCUCCACACGCUGCAGCGGGUUUGUGGCUGUGACCUCCUGUCCAACGGGAGCAUCCACAGAACCCUUCGGUACGGCUACGACGGGCGGGAUUUCAUCUCCUUCGACCUGGGAUCCGGGAGCUUCGUGGCGGCCGACAGAGCUGCCCGGAUCACCCAGAGGUACUGGAAAUCCGAAGGGUACGAGGCUCUUCAGCACGAGCUGGCACAGAGCUGUGUGGAAGAGCUCCAGAAAUACAUCAGAUGUGGGCAGGAGGCGCUGGAGGGCAAAGAUCCCCCCAAUGUCCACGUGUCCGGGAAAGAGGAACACGGGAUCCUGACGUUGUCCUGCCACGCGUAUGGAUUCUACCCCGGGAUGAUCGGGAUCAACUGGCUGAAGGGGGAUGAAGUGCGGGAUCAGGAGACGGAGUGGGGCGGGAUCGUUCCCAACAGCGACGGCACCUUCCACAGCUGGGCCAGGAUCGAGGCGCUGCCGGGGGAGCGGGAGCAGUACCGGUGCCGGGUGGAGCACGCCGGAAUGCCGGAGCCCGGGAUCUUCGCCUGGGAGCCGAAAUCCGUCUGGAAUUCCAGCCCGGUGUUGGUGGCUGUGUCCGUCGGCACUGCCAUCAUCAUCAUCAUCGGCCUCGUGGGAGUCGGUGUCUGGAAGCUCCGAUCCGGGAAGAGGGAGGGGAAUGGAUACGACCCCGCACCCACCAGUGAGUCCCAGCAGCGUUUCCUCUCUGGGAACCAGGAAUAG
Molecule: messenger RNA, 998 nt
Organism: Pseudopipra pipra
Lineage: Eukaryota; Metazoa; Chordata; Aves; Passeriformes; Pipridae
Product: class I histocompatibility antigen, F10 alpha chain-like
Exons: 6
Coding region: 33-998 (321 amino acids)
Biological process (GO): immune response
Cellular component (GO): external side of plasma membrane
Source: RefSeq, a predicted model, not a curated record